Cuscuta campestris is the source of this 2413-nucleotide messenger RNA. The record is from the annotation of a GenBank genome assembly. Lineage: Eukaryota; Viridiplantae; Streptophyta; Magnoliopsida; Solanales; Convolvulaceae.
GACAGCCCCCCUCUUCCCCGCACAGACGUGCUCUGCAAUCCGAUUCGCACCCAAAUUGAGCGUUUCUUACUACCCGAAUGCAGGAUUUCAUCGGUUCAGUUCGCCGAUCUCUGGUCUUCAGACCGUCAGGGGAACCCGAAGAUGGUGGUAACGGCUUCGGAGGAUUCGUGGAAAAGAUUGGAUCCAGUAUCCGGAAGUCGAGCAUAGGAAUGUUUUCGAAGCCCCAGUUGCCGUCCUUGCCGCCGGUUUCCAAACCGGAGCAGAUGAAGUCCCGGAAAGAGGACCAGCCGCUAAUCAGGUGGCGGAAAGGGGAAAUGAUCGGUUGUGGCGCUUUUGGGAGGGUUUAUAUGGGGAUGAAUCUUGAUUCAGGGGAAUUGAUUGCUGUGAAGGAGGUAUCAAUUCCAGCCAACACUGCUACUAGAGAGAAAAAGAAAGAUCCCAUUCGAGAGCUCGAGGAAGAAGUGAAUUUACUGAAGAAUCUUUCGCAUCCAAACAUUGUGAGGUAUUUGGGGACCGCACGAGAGGAAGGAUCUUUGAAUAUAUUGUUAGAAUUUGUUCCAGGCGGAUCGAUUUCAUCUCUUUUAGGAAAGUUUGGCUCUUUUCCAGAACCUGUUAUACGAAUGUACACAAGGCAAUUAUUAAUUGGAUUGGAGUACUUGCACAAAAACGGAAUUAUGCACAGAGAUAUAAAGGGAGCAAACAUUCUUGUCGAUAACAAAGGCUGCAUUAAACUUGCGGAUUUUGGGGCAUCAAAGAAAGUAGUUGAAUUGGCCACUAUGACUGGUGCCAAGUCAAUGAAGGGUACUCCGUAUUGGAUGGCACCUGAAGUUAUCCUUCAGACUGGGCAUAACUUCUCUGCUGACAUAUGGAGUGUAGGCUGUACCGUUAUUGAGAUGGCCACUGGUAGGCCUCCAUGGAGCGAACAAUAUCAGGAGGUUGCUGCACUCUUUCAUAUAGGGACAACUAAAUCUCAUCCGCCGAUCCCGGAACAUCUAUCAGCUGCAGCCAAAGAUUUCUUACUGAAAUGUUUACAAAAAGAACCAAACCUCAGAUCUACAGCGUCUGAUUUGCUGCAGCAUCCACUUGUUACCGGAGAAUAUCAUGAAAGUCAUCCUGGCUCAAACAAUUUGUCCAUGAACAAUGCUGGGAACAAAAUGGCAGCACAGAAGAUGGAUGUUAAGAAAUUAUCAAACUCUGAUAUAAUAAUUUCUUGCAAUGGAUUGAAAGAUGUUUGCGAAGGGGACAGUGUGAGGUGCUCAACUAUAUAUCCUGAAAAGUUUUCUGCAACAGAGUCACUCUGGAAGACAUCAAAUUCUGAUGAUGAUGAUGAUAUGUGUCAGAUUGAUAAUGAUGAUGAUCUUCUUGUUAGUGAGUCUAUGAAGUAUGCAUCUAAGUUUCCUUCCUAUGAUCUUAACAAGAGUUUCAAUCCUAUGUGUGAGCCUGAUGGUUGGGAAUGCAAAUAUGAUGGAAGUUCUGAAACGGAAACGAGCCCAGGUGUUUUCCUAUCCAGUCAAGCUAAUAAUGAACUUAACAAUAGUGCCAUAUCUUUCGAUAAGCACAAUGGCUUUACAUUUCCAUGUGGGCAAUCUGUAGUCGAGCACGAUGCUGAAUCAAAAAUUAGGGCAUUCCUUGACGAAAAGGUUCUUGAUCUCAAGAAGCUGCAAACACCUCUAUAUGAAGAAUUUCAUAAUUCCAUGAAUACUGCCUGCACUUCAAGUCCUUCCAGUAAUAAGGAAAAUACUCCGAAUAAUAUAAAUUUACCACCAAAAGGAAAAUCUCCCAAACGCUUCCUGAGCAGGAGACUGUCUGCCGCUGUUGAUAUUGCAGGGAAUUCCAGUACAGUAUGUUCGAAACGGGUAUCAAAUGUCGGUUGUUUACGUGAGGCUACACAGGAUGUUCAAUCACCUGGACUUUGUGAAUUAAAGGAAGUCAUUCUAGAUUCAGAGUCUGACCCUAUAACACCAAGUGACUCUGAGAUAAGAAAAAGAUGGGAAGAAGAGCUUGGUGAAGAGCUAGAGAGAUCACGAGAGAUUAUGCGUCAAGCCGGUAAGCUAAAGACAUCAUCACCCAAAGAGCGAGCAGUAAACCGGUUCAAAGACCGACUGAGAAUUGCAUCUCCGGGCUGGUAAAAAGCGCACGAUCAAAACAGCUUAUUUUUUGAAGCUCUUUUUUCAUGAACUCACGUCACACCGGUUUAGGAAACCGGUUCACAGAAGGGGCCCGUCCCGCCUGGUGUGGCAACAUGCAAUUCUCCACAGAGUGAAAAAUAAUAAUAUGAGGGCAGUCCUGGCUUGUGUGUGUGUACACAUUCAUCUAUAGAUACACCCAGCAAGGACUUAAAACCAAGGAGAAUCAUAUGAUCUCUCUUUGCUUAGCUGUUUUUUGGCCUCAAUUAUGUGAUCUCUCUAUUAUG